Ixodes scapularis (black-legged tick) is the source of this 1525-nucleotide messenger RNA. RefSeq lists its product as uncharacterized. NCBI's taxonomy places the organism in Eukaryota, Metazoa, Arthropoda, Arachnida, Ixodida, Ixodidae. Gene Ontology annotation, molecular function: sequence-specific DNA binding. The transcript is spliced from 2 exons. Gene Ontology annotation, cellular component: nucleus. The record is from RefSeq and is a predicted model, not a curated record. The coding region runs from base 393 to 1187 and encodes 264 amino acids.
CUCCAUUAAAAAAUGUACUACACCUACCGUAAAAUCCUGAAAUAGCGCCCACACUCGAUAGAUCGCCCACUCCGCUUUUAUGUUCGAACACGUGUUUCCCUCGAAUACUGAUAGGUCGCCCACCUUCCAAAAAUAGCGAUGCCCGAAGGUUGAGAAAGGUGCCGGAGGGUAGGGGAGAAGGUUUGGAAAGCCUAGGAUUCCCUUCACAAAAAGAAGAGGCCACACACAAUAAGGGAGAUAACGGAAGGAACCCGGAAAGCGGUCAAGAUCACUUAUUGAAUGACAUCAGGAAAGCGUUGAAGGUCACUUAGUGGUUGUCGUCAGAUCGCCCGAGAACCCCAGAAAAUCUUUCGACCAGCAAACUGAGAAGACGUUUCUUGUGUAUACUCGGGAUGAGGUCCAGCUAUACCAUCCAGAAGAAAGUGGAAGUCGUGGAAUGGCACCGCAAGAAUGGAGCUAACGUGAGCAAGACUGCGCGCCAUUUCGAAGUUGACCAGAAGCGUGUACGGGAAUGGAAUACAAGCUACCAAGUACUUCUACAACAAUACCAUGGAACGAACAAGUUGAAGAGAGCAAUAGGUAGGGGACGACCCGUUUUUAGUGAAGAAAUCGACGACGCACUGAUGGACUUCCUGGAGACUGAGAGAUCCGCCGGUCGAGCAGUCAGCAAUCGCCUGCUUCAAGAGCAUGCGCGGAAACUGGCAGAACAGAUGGGCCUAGGAAACUUCCAAGCGUCAUGCCAGUACAUAGCUAACUGGAAGAAGCGAUUUAAUGUGUCUAUGCGGGUGGGGACCAACGAAAGUCAGAAGCUGCCUGCCGACUACGUUGAAGCAAUUACGGUGUUCCGAAAGGCUGUGUCAACUCUGCGCCUGGAGCACAACUACUCGGACUACAACAUAGCCAACAUGGAUCAGACUAUGGUCCGGAUGGAUUGCCCUGCUGCGAGAACCAACAAUGCUGUCGGCGAGUCGAGUAUUCGCAUCGCCAACACCGGCUGUGCUCGGAGAGGGAUGACGGUGGCCUUGUGCGCGACGGCAGCGGGCAUCAAGCUACCUGCUUUGAUCGUACUGGAGGAGCCAACCGGCCGGAUUCCCCCCAGAGUACUCUUUUCUCUAAGGAUUCCAGCAAAUGUGCGAGUUACUUCUUCCAAGAACGGUUGGAUGACCUCUCCCGUCCUACUGGAGUGAACUAGGAGAGUUUGGGGCCCGAACGCCGACGACGUGAGGAGACUGCUCAUACUGGACCAAGCACCCAUACACAAGACAGGCGGCCCGAGAAGCGCUCGACGCAAAAGACACCGACGUCGUCUUGAUACCGGGCGGUUGCACGUCCAUUUUGCAACCCGCGGACGUCUCAUGGAUGAAGCCCUUCAAGGACGCGUGGAAUUUGGGCAUCGUUCUUCCGGUUCGGUGACUCCAAAGGGGCAACCUUCGCAAGCCGUCGCGUCAAGAGGUUGUGGACUUGGUGGCUCAGGCGUGGGCCUCCGUCUCCGAGGAUACCGUGCGGAGUUGGUUCAAACGGAAUA